AUGGUUUGGAUCGAGGAUGACUAUGGCUUGGACCUUUCUCUUGAGUCCGUUAUCGACAGCAGCACCUUGGUGGCAAUGCCGGACUCCGGACGCCUGCCAUUCCGCGUGAGAGUGCGAGAUCCAACUAUCGCGUCAUACCUGUUCGCGCGCGAUGGCCCCGAGAUUCGUUGCGACGACUUGUCUUCGUCGAUCGAUGCCUUCACGAUGAAUUACGAGGCUGAAAUGACUACACCAGGCUCACACCGCAAGUUUUACGACCAUUUGUUCAGCUUUGCGAGGCAAAUCUGUCAUGCGAAUGGGUUUCGCUUGGAAGUCCAGAAGAAAACAAUUUGUGAAGAUGCGGCGAGUGCGGAUCGAGCAAUACUACAGCCUGACGUCAUUGUAAAGUGUAAUGAUUGUGUUGUGCUUUGCGGCGAGGAGAGGGACGUGUCUGCAACGAUGAACGAUACAAUGGCCGAGUUGAGACCCAAAAUGAAGCGUUGGAGUUCGUUGUUCAGUGGAGGGCUUUCCUACCUCCUUGGCUUUGUUACUCGCGGCAAAUACUUCAGGCUGUAUGCCUUUCGUCAGGAAGACGACUGGGGCUGCCCUCUUAAUUUUGAACUACCGAGCGAAGUGCACCUCUUUCCUGGCAUCAUCGCUACGGAGUGGAGGUGGGUCCGAUGGGAUUUUUCCGACAGCCUGAGAAUGUAG
Molecule: messenger RNA, 690 nt
Organism: Phytophthora sojae
Lineage: Eukaryota; Oomycota; Peronosporomycetes; Peronosporales; Peronosporaceae
Exons: 2
Coding region: 1-690 (229 amino acids)
Source: RefSeq, a predicted model, not a curated record